Molecule: messenger RNA, 6880 nt
Organism: Eriocheir sinensis (Chinese mitten crab)
Lineage: Eukaryota; Metazoa; Arthropoda; Malacostraca; Decapoda; Varunidae
Product: synaptotagmin 1-like
Exons: 14
Coding region: 363-1691 (442 amino acids)
Biological process (GO): regulation of dopamine secretion; calcium ion-regulated exocytosis of neurotransmitter; cellular response to calcium ion
Cellular component (GO): axon; dense core granule; synaptic vesicle membrane
Molecular function (GO): calcium ion binding; phosphatidylserine binding; clathrin binding
Source: RefSeq, a predicted model, not a curated record
CACUGCGUGGAGGCACCGAGCAGGGUUAGUGGUGCCGGGCAGUGCCGCGGUGAGCCAGCAGUGUCGCGGGUGUGCUGAGUUCCUGGCCCUAGCGAGGACUCUCUACCCUCUCUCCCGUAGCACCGUCACCCGUCUCCGUGUGUCAGAGCAGCGUCUCCGUGCCACCAGGUUCACCCUCGGCAGCCUCUCAGGACGCAGCUCAACACGGCGAAGGACAGUGUAUUGAUCCCAACAGCGCCGCCAUCAUCCACCGUCGACGAGAGGGCGGGCGGCAUGGCCUCCUGAGCUGCCUUCACACCUCAUAACGCCCGACAGCACACAGUUUGCACCCUCGCGCCUCUGUGACCCAUCAGGUGUGAAAGAUGCGUCUACGCCGGGAAGCUGCGGAGGCGGGGCAGACCACGGUGCUGCCCCCCACCGACAACAUUGAGCCGGAAAUCGCCAGCACGGAGGUUCCAAUGGAGGAGGUGGAGACAACUAUGGUGGAGGGACUCAGCGGAGGCGGCCUGGAGCGGACGGAGGAGACUGUCACCACGCACUCCCCCGGCGAGAUCAUGCAGGAGAUGGUGGAGGAGACGGCCGUGAAGAUGGGGAUCCCUGUGGCGGGGCUCAUCGCCAUCCUCGUGGGCGUGGGCGUGGUCAUCCUCGGCAUCUGUUUCUGUUGCAUCCGACGCUGCUUCAAGAAGAGACGCACCAAGAAGGGCAAGGAUGGCAAGGGCGCCGACAUGAAGAGCGUCCAGCUGCUCGGCUCCGCUUACAAGGACAAGGCGGACAUGGAAGAGCUGACGGAGAACGCGGAGGACAUGGCCGAGGAGGGGGAGAGUAAGAAGAGCGAGGAGAAGCUGGGACGACUAAACUUCAAGCUCGAAUACGACUUCAACUCCAACAGCUUGAGCGUGACGGUGAUUCAGUGCGAGGAGCUGCCGGCCCUCGACAUGGGCGGCACCAGCGACCCAUACGUCAAGGUUUACUUGCUGCCCGACAAGAAGAAGAAGUUCGAGACGAAGGUUCACAGGAAAACUCUAAACCCUGUGUUCAACGAAACCUUCACAUUCAAGCAGGUCCCCUACGCCGAUAUUAUGAGCAAGACCCUUGUCUUCGGGAUUUACGACUUCGAUAGAUUCUCCAAGCACGACCAGAUCGGUGAGGUGAAGAUCCCGCUGUGCCAGGUGGACCUGGCCCAGACGAUCCAGGAGUGGCGCGACCUGGUGUCCGUAGAGGGCGACGGUGGACAGGAAAACAAGCUCGGGGACAUCUGCUUCUCUCUGCGCUAUGUGCCGACGGCAGGCAAGCUGACGGUGGUGAUCCUGGAGGCCAAGAACCUCAAGAAGAUGGACGUGGGCGGUCUCUCUGAUCCUUAUGUGAAGAUCUGCCUCAUUCAGAACGGCAAGCGGCUCAAGAAGAAAAAGACGAGCAUCAAAAAGUGUACCCUCAACCCCUACUACAACGAGUCAUUCUCGUUUGAAAUUCCAUUCGAACAGAUUCAGAAAGUGAACCUCCAGGUGACCGUGGUGGAUUACGAUCGCAUCGGUACCUCGGAGCCCAUCGGCCGCUGCGUCUUGGGCAUGAACGCGUCGGGCACGGAGCUACGCCACUGGUCAGAUAUGCUGGCCUCCCCCCGCCGCCCCAUCGCCCAGUGGCACACCCUCAAAGACCCGGAGGAAGCUGACGCCAUCCUUACUCAGAAAUAAAGAGGGCGUGAGCAACAGCGCCAGCCACUCGCUUCUCGUCGGCCCGGAGCGGGGAGAGACGAUCAGUGGGCGGCAAUUCGAGGUUCGGCCACGCCUUGAUUCUGCCUCACCAGUUGUGCUUCAUCGAUGACUACAUGAGCCACGACCUCUUCCCUCCCUUCCUCUCACCCUUCCCCUCUCUCUCCCUCUCUCUCUCCUGUGUUACUAAUAGUUCAGUAGGUGAUGACGUAGCGAGGAUAUAAACAGUGGCCUGCCGGACGUAACAGCAGUGCAUAGGUUCGUCCGGCAUUGAUAUACAGUAAACAAACAAAAACAAUGUACAGCAAAGUCAACCGUAGAUUGUCUUCUCUCUUGUAGUCAAGGAGAUGUUUUCUGAUCUCCAUAUAAACAUUUUUAUUUUCAUCAUUAUUGUUCACGCUCGUCGCUGGAGUGUUGCCUCGCGCAGCCUCUCCGCGUCGUAUCGCUUGUCAUCCUUGUCAUCCUGAACCAAAGAGACUGUCUGAGGUGGUGUGCAGAAGCGUUUUCAGGCGCGAGGCCCACGAGGGAAAAGGGUUUAAAUGUGAUUUCAUCCAGUCCUGUCCCGCCUACGAGAUGGACCCACUUUCCAUGGCUGAGCGAAGCCGUAACUCAUGGUAGUAGUGUUCGCGCUGAAGAGCAUAUCGGCAAACAAGUCACAAAACGUUGGUGCAAGCCAAGUCUAUAUACACCAAGUCAAGUCACGCGCAGGUUUGUGGGAGGAGACACGGAAGAGGCGUGGUUUAUGCGUGACACUGCUUGGAGCCAAACUAGAGAAUGUAGAAACUGGGAUUUAGAGAAAACGAGGAAAGGCGGACUAAUUUAAAUCAAUCACUUCAACAUGCCCUCCCUCACACCCCACACCGCCGUUUGUAGUCAUUGAAAUUAGUCACGCAAUAGCACAAUAAAAAGACAUAUUUUUUCGUCAGUGGCUUGCCUGAACGCGCCGUGAAAGAAGGCGAGAAUGCACAUCCAGAGUGCACACACGGCCCCAACUUUAGUCACCCCUGAACUGGCGGGUAUUUUGGGGGGGGCUCGAAGUGACGUCAUCAAGCUGCUUCGCCCCAAAACCGCCUCCUGCGCGUACCGGUCACAGUUUCGAAGCAGAGUGACUUGACUUGGUAUAUAUAGACUUAGGACACAAGCUUCCUCUACAUGCGACCCCACAGUGGAUCCAGCCACAAUACUCACUGCCACCAGUUCAACUCAGUUCAUAGCUAUUAAAUGAUUCCCUAAAAGAAAGUGUGUUAGUCUCUGGCGGGCAGGAGGCGACCUUCAUCAUCAUAAUUUAACCUUGCAAUUCCUUCGUCCCUUCAGGAAACAUUCACGAAGACUCCCUCUCCCCCGACGCCUCCAGCCCCCCCACGGCCCUCAGUACCCACCUUCCCUCCCUGUGUUACGACUUGACGAGCCUUGUGGUACCUCCCCCCUCCACCAGCAGGAGAGUAAGCGGAGCAGGACUGAGGCUUAAAGGGGAGUGGGAGCGAGGUGGUGUCUGAAUAUACCCUUACUGCAUGUCUGUCUGUCUGUCUGUCUGUCUGUUCACAUAAGGUCCUGAUACCUGUAUUUACCAUGUAUAUACGUAUAGGCUGUCCCCUAUCUAAACAGGCCUCUAUUUCUUCUCUCUCUCCCUCUGUCUCACGUGAAUGCUAGUGUGCGGGUGUGUGCCUGUCCCUCCCCCUUUCCCCUCCCUCGACUUGCCGGAGGAGCGGAAGGGAGGGAAAAGACAAAGAAGAAAACGAUUAAAAAAAUGUAUAAAUAAGAGAAAGUCACCUUUUUUGCGUUGAUUAGUGAGAAAUAUUUCCCAUGUUGUUGUUGUUGUUCUUGUUGUUGUGUUGGUGCAUCCAGAGUGUGUGGCGUGGCCGGACGGCGGUGGCGUGAGAGCGACGAGAGGUCUAGAGUUAGAGGUUGGUUUUGUGAGAUGCUCCCAACCCUCACACCAAGUAUUUCCAAAGGCCAUAGAGGAGGUUAAUCGAGCUCUAAUGAGUGUUCUUUUAAGUUCACGGUACGGAAGAAGGUUCAGACUACCACCAGGGUCAUAAAAGUACCCCUGGAAAUGCCCUAAACUCCCACGAAAGACUAGUAAAUUACAUGUUCUUGGCCGCAGAAAUGUUGAAAAAUAUGGCUCAGAGUCCUAAGUGAACAGCGUGCCCACGGGGAUGUAGGCACGCACGGGCAAGGUGACCCGGGGCAGCUUAGCUCGGGUGUAGCGUGCUGGCGCGGCGCGGACAAAUGGCCAGUUUUACAGUCCAGGGGCCGGGUUCAUCAACUGACUACAAGACCGGCCGUUGGUAAGUCUUUCGUAAAUCUGUCCUCUACAAAUGAUCCUUGUGUUCAGGCUGCUCCGAUGAGACUGAAUGGAGUACUGGCCUGGUCGACAUUUCUUUCAUUGCCAUUGGAGACGCCUUAAGAUCAAGAGCGUUCCUUGAGGAUGGAGUUACCACAAGACUUAAGGAACUGGCCUGGUCGACACUUCCUUCAUUGCCAUUGGGGUCGCCUUAAGAUCAAGAACGUUCCUUGAUGAUGGAGUUACCAGAAGACAUAAGGUACUGGCCUGGUCGACAUUUCCUUCAUUGCCAUUGGGGUCGCCUUAAGAUCAAGAACGUUCCUUGAUAAUGGAGUUACCAGAAGACUUAAGGUACUGGCCUGGUCGACAUUUCCUUCAUUGCCAUUGGAGACGCCUUAAGAUCAAGAGCGUUCCUAGAUGGUCGAGUUACCAGAAGACUUAAGGUACUGGCCUGGUCGACAUUUCUUUCAUUGCCAUUGGAGACGCCUUAAGAUCAAGAGCGUUCCUAGAUGGUCGAGUUACCAGAAGACUUAAGGAACUGGCCUGGUCGACAUUUCUUUCAUUGCCAUUGGGGUCGCCUUAAGAUCAAGAGCGUUCCUUGAUGAUGGAGUUACCAGAAGACUUACGAACAACAGGUCUCGUCAGUGGUUUGAUGAGUCCGCCCUCAGUACAGCAAGUUUGUAAGCUCCCCAACCAAACACAAAAUACCAUGAACAUUCCUUGUAUAGUGUUUGGCUUUGAUAUAAAAAGAAGGGAACCAGAAAACCACACAGGAAGUCUCUUUAGUGUCUGGUACUGAGUAGAGAUAUCGGAUCAUUAUGGUGAAUCUAGUUUGAUGUCGGCGCUUACAAUGACUCCGUGUUGGACCGUCGAGCUGGCCCAAAGAGUGGUUGGUGCCGCCCAGCAGGCCGGACUUGUGUUGACGUGCGGGGAUGGCGCCAACCAAACAGUGGAGAGCAACAAGCGGGCCUGUGACCUUAUCGCCGUGCGGGUGUGGCGCGGCCCGAGCAGCGGCCAGGCAGCCAAGCAGGCCCAUCCUUCGUUUCCUUUGCUCCGGUAGGGCGCCGUCUCACAGCGGCGCUAUCGUUCACGCUAGCCAGUAAACGUUCCUUUGCGCGUUAGCCUGAGCCGUAGCAUUAUAUACUUCUUGCUUUUUUGAAACGUGGAAGGCAGCUGCACUUAUUACAGCUACCGACCUUUUCCUUUGGUUUCAUCACUUCCGGCGCAGUGGUGGUCAGGCGCAGGGCGCGCAGUUGGUCUGCGCGCCACGCCUGGCGCAGCGCGGAAGCACACCCGCCAGGGAGGCCGUGGGUUCCUCGUGCCAUAAUACAUGUAAUGUACGUACGUGUUUGCUGUUCACAUCCUGUGGUAGUGUACGUGGUCGCCUGUAUGUGAAUGUGCGUGUGUGUGGGGUGACCUUCCUCCUCCGUAGUGAGUGGACGAGCCGUGGGCUGCAUCCACACAGGGGGCGGGGAGAGGGAGGCAGGCCCAAGGAGCACUCUGUCUACCUCUCAGGUGGCACUGCUGGGAGGCGGGAGCCACGCUGCAGGCACCGGCAGCGUGGCACUCCCGAGCCUUCUGCCUCUAAUGGGUGCUUGUCACCUUAGCACCGUGCGACGAGUCCUUGAAGGCGCGGCAUUACGCAACAGGGACGAGCACACCGGCAAGGAAGGGCACAUGCUGGGAGUGAUACAGGCGGCAAGAUGUGCCGCCAUGCCUCGUGUUAAUGUUUACAUUCCGUGUUGCUGAGAGCCUGAGGAGCGUCGCGGUGCAGCGCGCGGCGCCUCCUGGUCUCUCUCUCUCUCUCUCUCUCUCUCUCUCUCUCUCUCUCUCUCUCUCUCUCUCUCUCUCUCUCUCUCUCUCUCUCUCUCUCUCUCUCUCUCUCUCUCUCUGUUUCUCUCAUAACCAAAUGCAUUAUUGCCUUUCCUAGCUAUAUCUAAACCAGUCUGUCUACUCUAUAUUUACAAGAAAGUAACCAAAGAUUUGUUGUGUGUGUGUGUGUGUGUGUGUGUGUGUGUGUGUGUGUGUGUGUGUGUGUGUGUGUGUCAUCAUAUUACAAAAUAAACCAAAGAUCUGUGUGUGUGUGUGUGUGUGUGUGUGUGUGUGUGUGUGUGUGUGUGUGUGUGUGUGUGUGUGUGUGUGUGUGUGUGUGUGUGUGUGUGUCUCUCUCUCUCUCUCUCUCUCUCUCUCUCUCUCUCUCUCUCUCUCUCUCUCUCUCUCUCUCUCUCUCUCUCUCUCUCUCUCUCUCUCUCUCUCUCUCUCUCUCUCUCUCUCUCUCUCUCUCUCUCUCUCUCUCUCUCUCUCUCUCUCUCUCUCUCUCUCUCUCUCUCUCUCUCUCUCUCUCUCUCUCUCUCUCUUCUACUACUACCACUACUAAUACUAAAACUAAUACUACGAGGGCAAAAAAGUAUCAGAUGUGUGUGUGUGUGUGUGUGUGUGUGUGUGUGUGUGUGUGUGUGUGUGUGCGUGCGUGUGUGUGUGUUAGCUAAGACAUACUGUGCUCACGGGAAGAAGUGACGUCAUUGAGUUUUCUGCCCCCGAAAUAAGCAGUAGUGUUAACCCUUCUAGCCAGCCCCUCUGCCUCGCCUCGGCCCCCCUCGCCUGGCCCGCCGCCCCCUCCCCUGCAGCAGGUGUGGGGGAGGGGGGGUGGCCGGAGGGGGGACGAGAGGGGGAGCGGGGAAAUUCUCAGGCUGCAGACCUUAGUGUCAUCUUAUGUAAUUAGUUGGUUGGUUUGUUUAGAACUGUACCGUCUGUCUGGGGUAGUUCCGCCCCCGCGCUGCCGAGGGCGUGUAAAAUAAUAAAAAAAAUACAUUAGUCAGAUACUACUACUACUACUACUACCACUACUAAUACUAAUACUAAUACUAAUAAAGUUCAGAAACUGGGA